AUGCCCACCGUCUCCUCCCUCCUCGACACCGGCCUCUUCCCUCCAUCUCCCAUUGCUGAAUGGCCACCCCCUCCGCUCAUGGAUUGCCCCGAGGCGACAUCACCCAUCUCGCUGCACCACCGACUGCAGGACUGGCUCCCGUCGCGCAUUGUCUACGACGCCAAUCUCGCGGUCGCCCUCGAGACUAAUCUGCGAAGCGCGGUGUCUGAAGCUGAGGCGGCGGCGCUUCGGGACGGUCGCGAGACCGACGUUGUCGACGAUUCGACGGCUGCGAAGGUCGGAGCAAGUUUGAGGAACGCCUCGAAGCAGUUGCCAUCCUAUUACGAAAACCGAAUCCAGGCUUGCUUCGAAAAAGUUGGCGAAGCCGCCCUUCACCUGGUCGACCCGCUUCACAGGCUCUUGAACAAGCCGUCACCUCCGACACUAGUGAUUGACGGGCCAAGGGGCAUCCCGCCGGUUCUUGUCAAGCCAGACGCUGUCGCAGGCGAGGACCUCUUUGGCCGCGAACUCCAGCUUGAAGUUGACAUUCUCGUCCGCGAGCUUAAGAAGGAUCCAAGGGCGCUUGCCGAUCAUGGAAUCUGGCUGACAAUGGAGGUGAAGACGCCGGAGGCCCAGCGACCGCCAGGACUCGGCGACUCCGGCGGGAUUCACUGUCGCUUACAGGCUGCGCUAGAGAGGUUUCCGGACUUCACCAUCGACCAGGUGAACUCGGCCGUCCCUGACGAGGACGUAAGAAGGGAGCUACUCACGCGAAUUGCAACAGCUCGUAUCUGCGGCAACGGGCACUUCUUCUCCGUCGACAGCAUCAAGUUCGCGGUCGGCCGCCUCGUCUCCGGACCAGACAACAGCUAUUCCGCCAUCAUCUCGCCGUUCCACCCUAUCGUUCCAAGCCCAACAGACAGCCGUAUGCCUUCAGUCGCUCUCGUCAUCCUCGCUACUCUUUGCCCGUUCGUCAUCAAAGCCGACCAGGCGAACCGCGCGCUGCGCGCAGAACUGCGCCACCCCAUCGUCACCGACCAAGUGACAGGCGCAGCUGACCAGCAUCAAAGCCCUUCAAACGGACGCAGUGUACCUGGAGAUGCAGUAAGGAGCUUGCUGUCACGCUCGUCGCGCGAAGCCUCAACCAUUGCUCGCGAGGGCCUGUCAAGCAUCUCGACCUUCCACAUCAUCUACCCCGACCACCACGCCGUCGACGCCUGGCGCUUCGACCGUUCGCCCGACUCCGACGCAGCAGACUCGGCCAAGCCAACUUUUCGCCUCUUCUGGCUCAUUACGAAGGGAGGAGGCGGCAUCGUCUACGGCGGCCGAGAUCCCUGGGGUGACAAGAUCGUGCUCAAGGUCGCCUUGCCCGACGUCGAGUGGGCGCUGCAAGACGAGUACAAGGUCGGCAAGCACCUGCGGGGCUUCGCAGCGGAUGCGGAGGCGCCGUACAUGCUCCUCAAGUCGUCGAAGCGUCGCUUGAUGGCAGUCAGCCGGUAUGCGGGCGAGUCUCCGGAGGAGUGGGACGAUCUCUCGCGCGAUGUCCGAAUUAGCCUCUUUGUCUCCCUCGUUCGCCUGCAUCAACUCGCUCACGUCCAGCACAACGACAUCGCUCCUCGCAACGUCGUCGUCGACGCCGACAACGCCACGUCGGCUCGGUGGAUCGACUGGUCACUGGCAAAAGUCGGACACGAGUGCGGAGGAAGCGGGUGCUACGAGUUGCGACAAGCGGCGGGAGAGAUGGAUUUGUACGACGAAGGGGGACUCGCCGAGGACCUGCAGGCGAGGCUGGCGACUGAGGGGAUGCGCUGGUAG
This is a messenger RNA of Rhodotorula toruloides NP11, 1794 nucleotides long. Its product is annotated as protein tyrosine kinase activity. NCBI's taxonomy places the organism in Eukaryota, Fungi, Basidiomycota, Microbotryomycetes, Sporidiobolales, Sporidiobolaceae. Gene Ontology annotation, biological process: protein phosphorylation. The transcript is spliced from 4 exons. Gene Ontology annotation, molecular function: protein kinase activity. The record is from RefSeq and is a predicted model, not a curated record. Bases 1 to 1794 code for a protein of 597 amino acids.